Messenger RNA from Coregonus sp. 'balchen', 4766 nucleotides. The record is from the annotation of a GenBank genome assembly. Lineage: Eukaryota; Metazoa; Chordata; Actinopteri; Salmoniformes; Salmonidae.
GUCAUUGCUUGCGUGAUGACGUUUUAAUGGAGGUUCAGAGGUGGCAGCUGUGGGUUGAUAUCAAUGACUGUCGGUAUUUGGAAUAUAAAACUGUUUAAAAGUUAGUUAAAAGGCCCUGAUUGUUUUUAAACAAGGUAAUUGGGAGUUUUUGAACGGUUCACUUUUAAUUGCACAUGUCUUGUUUAGCGAACGCUAAGUCGGGAAGGUUGAAAUUCAAGCCAUAUUAGGAGUUGGUUAGCCAGCUAAGUUAACGUUAGCUAGAUUUGCUAGCCAGCUGCCAGCCACAUAUUUUAACUAGCUAGCUGACAGGUGUGCUAGGGUUGGGCAUUAUAAAAGGUGAUGAAACACUAUGAUAUCAUUGUAACUGAAGAGAAACGCAUCCUGUUCCCACUCUAGGUUUGCAGUUUCCUAUAUGGGGGGUGAGCUAGCAGAAGUGCUUGCUAGCUAACUAGCUAGUAGGCUAGUGGGACAGGUAGCUUAGUUUGAUAACUAGAUGGGUGCCUGUCAUCACAGCCUGCUAAAAAGGUAGCUGGCCAGUUAUUUGCCCCAGUAACAUCAAAACAUAGUAAUGUCCUCCUAACAGCUAUAUUGUUAGCUACAGCAUUAGCUAUCUGGCUCAGUCAGUAAGUUACACAGUAUCUUAGCUAGCUAGAUGUUUUAAUGUAAGCAUUGAGUAUGUGGCAAGAAAUCUCACAGGGUUAUUGUGUAGUCUGACAUUGUUUGUUGUUUAUCCCCAGGUCAAACAAAUAAAGAAGGACCACAAUUCCAUGGUCAGUUUCUCUAAGGAGAGUUAGUUUGUUUUUGAUGCCUUGCAUGUAGAGCAGGCACUAUGCCAGCGGCUACUGUGGAUCAUAGCCAAAGAAUAUGUGAGGUUUGGGCUGACAACCUGGAUGAAGAACUCAAAAGGAUCCGCCAGGUCAUUCGAAAAUACAACUACAUUGCCAUGGUAAGUUAUGAAGAGUUCUGAUCAAAGGCAUCUUGGUUGACACUGACAGAUAUGUGCUGAACAUUACGUGCCGCUGCUCCAUUUUUGCCUUCUCUAUUGCUUUGUGUUCUGUUCGUAGGACACAGAGUUUCCAGGUGUAGUUGCGAGACCGAUUGGAGAGUUCAGAAGCAAUGCUGACUACCAGUACCAGUUACUGCGAUGUAAUGUAGACUUGCUAAAGAUUAUCCAGCUGGGCCUUACCUUUAUGAAUGAACAGGGUGAAUAUCCACCAGGAACUUCAACAUGGCAGUUCAAUUUUAAGUUUAACCUCACGUAAGCAUUCCCCUUUCUAUGAUGUCUAUCAUUUUUCGACUUAUUGUAUCAAGACUUGACUUGCCCAUGUUAUAGAGGCCUCAGCUAUGCCUCUUGUACAGCACCAACAGAACAGGGGAAGUUUCAUAGCAACGGUUCUUUGGAGGCACUAGGAGAAAAGGAAGAACCUUUCUUUCUUUUUUUACCAUGGAAGGUUUUAAAGAUGAUUGUAACGUUUACAUGCAUGUAUUGUCUGGUACUUUCUUGAGGAAUUAAAUUUUUUAUAACUUGAAAUCUCUGCAUUAAAGUUAACUACAAAAAGGAAGUCCAUUUGAUGUAGUCUGUUAUUGAGGUGAUAUUAUUGUAGUACAAGUUUGACUAGCCUACAUUUCUGCACUGAUGGGCAAAGGCACAAACAAACCUGCUCAUAUGAUGUAUGAAACCAAGGUAGAACAGGCCUAUGUUCAGUGUUGAUACUCCACACAAUCAGGGUCACGCUCAUGGCUAGCUCCGGUCCAGGCCAUUUGAAGGAUCAGUGUCAGCAAGCCACAUUGAACGCCCUGGACCAGAGCUAGCUCAGGACCUCCAUAUGGGAGUGAACGUUGUCACACUGCAGCUGCACUGCCUGCACACCGUUCAGGUAAAGGAAAAUGUGACCAAGAUUGUUUAGAAACCAUGCGGCCAAGACUUUCACUUGAGCCACCUAAUAGGCUGCACCUGUCACAUGAGAAGCUGCUUACGUUCCCAACGAGCUAAUUUACUUGCUUUUCUCCUAGUGCCUCUCCAAAGUCAUUUUUCAAAUGUUUAUAUGGACAUAUUUCAUAAAUGCAUUCUCUCUUUACUUUCAAGCAUAUCGCAGGUACUGGGUUUUAUUUUCUUGUUUGUUUUGGUGCAGCACUGAAGACAGUGUUUUCAGGAGUAUUUAGUUGUUUACAUGUAACUUGUUUAUAUUGUGGAAGUAAAACUAAAGGCUUAUCAGCAGUGUAUCAGACAUUGAAGAAGAGAUAUAGUUGUACUGCGUCCACUUACACAGCAACAACAACUUAGUCACGCCAGUAUGAAAAUGUAUGCACUCACUAACUGUAAGUCGCUCUGGAUAAGAGCGUCUGCUAAAUGACUAAAAUGUAAAUAAAUGCUUAGUGUACCCCUUGUUCUUAUAGCCGUUACAUUCAUUGCUAUAAAUCAUGGGUAUUUAAACCUUUUCAGCUCUUGAUACAAAAUAGAAAUGUACUAUUCUCCCGUGACCCAAAUCUUCCUCUAACGACCCAAAUUAAGAAGAAAUGGUGUUAUUAUAGAUGUAUUCUCAUAACUCGUGACCCACCUCUCACAUGACCAGGGCCCACUUUGGGUCCCGUCCCAUAGUUUAAGAAACCCUGCUAUAAAUGUGUAGCCUAGGUGUGAGUGUGACAUGUCUCUCUUUCCGUCGUUAGGGAGGACAUGUAUGCACAGGACUCCAUCGAGCUCUUGACGACAUCAGGCAUCCAGUUCAAGAAGCACGAGGAGGAGGGGAUCGAGACAUUGUACUUGGCUGAACUGCUCAUGACCUCAGGCGUGGUGCUCUGUGAGGGCGUCAAGUGGCUUUCUUUCCACAGGUAGGCCAUUUCUAAGCACACAUCUGUUAAAGACUUGGCCAUUAUUAAAUUAAAAUCAAUCAUCUUAGACCUAAGCAUUUUGUUUAUUUUUCUGUUUGCAGUGGCUAUGACUUUGGAUAUCUGAUCAAGAUUCUGUCCAACUCUAACCUGCCCGAAGAGGAAGUGGACUUCUUUGAGAUCCUUCGCCUGUUCUUCCCCAUCAUAUAUGAUGUCAAGUACCUCAUGAAGAGCUGUAAAAACCUCAAGGUAACUUCAGCACAUCAUAACAAAGAAAGUAUUACUCAGCUCUGUAUGCAAUGAGUUUUCAGAGAGCUAACUAGGCCAGAAGUUUUGAUUGAUAGUCUUUAAAUGCAUUAGAGACAUGGCUAGAUUAGCAGAAUAUGUGAGUGAUUGACAGGGUGUGGUUUGAUUGACAGGGUGGGCUACAGGAAGUGGCAGAGCAGCUGGAGCUGGAGAGGAUUGGCCCCCAGCACCAAGCUGGCUCAGACUCACUACUGACAGGCAUGGCAUUCUUCAAGAUGAGAGAGGUACUCUAUCCAUGGGUGUCUCCCAAAUGGAACCCUAUUCAAUAUAUAGUUCACAACUUUUGACCAAAGGCCUAUGGGCCCAGAUCAAAAGUAGUGCCCUAUAAAGGGAAUAGGGUGAGAUAUGUUUGUGUGAAUGGAUCAUAGAACAGGGAGAUUACUCACAACUUGCAUUUCUUCAAAGAGCCACCAGAUGUUAUUAAAAACAUAUAUUCCUUUCAGUAACCAUGUUUCCAUCCACAGUUUUUAUGGGAGUAAAGUCAUACCAUAUAAAAAAAAAUCCUGACAGCUGUGAUGGAAACAGGACAUUUCGGUAAAUUUUUAUAAAUUCCGACAGAUAAUUUGUUUGUUUGACAUGGUAGGAUCUUUUUGUGUCUGUAAAAUUAAUUAUGCGAGAAAUUGCGGUGGAAACAAAUAUGAAUAUAAUAACCAUCAUAUCAACGUAAACGUGUGUGGUCCUUUUUAUCCACUAUGUCGGUUUGGUGGAAACACACCACUGGUGGGAAAAUUCACAUUUUCUUUGCGGAUUUUAGAAUAUUCGCAUGACAAUCUGUCGCCAAUUGGAUGGAAACCUAGCUACAUAUACAUUUAUCUGAGUCAAUAUAUAGCUCCAAAUGACUGUUGGAACAAACUAGUAUACUUCUUCCUGUAUCUGAUGACAUCACAUAUUUUCUUAGAUGUUCUUUGAGGAUCAUAUCGACGAUGCAAAGUACUGUGGUCACUUGUACGGGCUGGGUUCAGGCUCUGCAUACGUCCAGAAUGGCACAGGGAACGCCUACGAAGAGGAAGCCAACAAACAGCUGUCAUGACAGCAUCACUGGGAUCUCUCUGGAUGGUCUGCUCCAGUCAGUUACUUCGACGACUGGAAUAAUGAAAGAACAAAAGCAUAUAUACCAUUUAGGAAGCUCUUUGUCAUAAGCUCUUCUCACUUUAGAUGGUUGGUGAAUUUGGUGGUUCAAUAGGAACUAUCUCCACACGUACCCAAGGUGUGUGUGUGCUUAAUAUCAUGUAGUUUUUUCUAUGAAAGCAGGUUAGAGGGGCUGGUUGGUUCAUUUAGAUUUCACAUAAAGCGCUUGAAGAGAAAACAAGGGAUUUUAGUUUUUCAAACAUUUUCUGUAGACAUUUUGCACUUUAAAGCUCCUAAGCAGAUCCUUGAUUUUAUAUGAAAAGCUAACAGUUUUUCUGGAAUGUUCCUCUUCGUUGCCUUCUCUUCUUUUUCACUUAACAUCUUUAUUAUGAAAACAACUUUUUCCUUUUUUCCACCAAACUCAGCCUUAAUUGUAGCUACAUUUGUUAUUUUAAUAUUUAAUUUAUUGUACUGGUUGGUUGUUUUCAUGUGAUGAGACUCCCCCACCCCCCACCCCCCUCUCAUUACAUCAUUCAUAUGUUUAAAAAAAAAAUGCAAUAUACAAG